CAUCAGACAUCUUCAUCUCCCAGUACGACACUGGACAGAAGGAAGCUGUAAGAGCUGCAUUCAAGCAGCGAAUCCAGAAUGUUCCUGUUUUUAAAGAGGUGAAGGUAAACCUUCUAAAUAACGUGUGUCCAGAUAAGGACAGCUCCAAAUCAAUGCAGAGUGAAAUGGAUUCAGCAACAACCAUUGCAGCUGCAACAGCGGCAGCUAUUGCUUCCACAGCCCCACUUUUGAAAGUCCAGAGUGACUUGGAAGCAAAAGUGAAUUCUGUUUCCGAAAUGCUAACUAAGUUGCAAGAGACAGAUAAACAACUGCAGCGUGUGGCUGAACAGCAAGGCAGUCUGAAGGCUCAACAGCUUGAGGAGUCUUCUAGCAAUCAGAUGGUUGGCAAACUUGAAAAACAGAUGAAUGUCUUCAUGGAACAACGAAUUCAACAUCUGGAAAAUUUGCAGCAACAACAAAUGAAUAUCCAGUCUCAGUUAAUUAGCUCUGCACUGAAUUCAGGUGGUUUCCAAACUGUUAAGGCAGCACCUUUCAAAGAAUUAUCAAAACAUGCUGUGAAGGCAGGGAAGCUGCUUGGUAACCAAACUACGUCUCAGGAGGACUUAUUUCUGCCUAGGGCAGCACAAGUCUAUUCACGGCAAUUGGAAAAACAGGCUGUUCAUAUACAGAAAUCUCCUUUGAAGACUCCGGCCCCACGGAGAUAUGCUCCUAUGCCUGUAUCUAAAGAUGCUCAAAUUUCACAAAAAAUGGCAAAGAAAGAGCUGUCUUUUGGAGAGAAAGAAAAUGCGUCUUGUGGUAUAACUCUAGGUGGAGGGAAACUUCUAGAGCAAAUCCUGAAAGCACAUGAAACUACAUUAAAUCCAAGCACAUCCUCAGAAGUAACUAACCGGGCAGUGUCAUGGCAUUUAGGGAGUGAGCACAUACCUCAGACAGCAUUCUCUGUAUUUAAAAGCGCAAAUGAAGAUCUUGAUUCCAUUGGGAAAACUGUGAAAAAAGCAGAUGAUGUGCUUCAUGAUCUUGGGCAAUUAAAAAAGGAAAUGCAUGAUAUCCUGCAGGAUGCAAAGGACUGGAAAUCAGACAUGAACAAUUUUGUGAAGACAACAACCUCAUACGCAAAAGAAGUUGAGCAAAGGAAAGACCAUGUCUCUUCUCAUCAACCUGUCCCCUCAUCAGAGGUCCUUCUCAAGAUGCCACCACAAACUGAGGAAAGAAAUCUUCUCGAACUUCAGCAACUUUCCAAAGCAUCAAUUGUUCAGUCAAACAAGGCAUCCAAAUCUAUAAUGAGAGAUGCUGAAAAGAUCCUAAGAACAGUGCGCAAGAAUAAAAGGCUUCUUGAAGAAAACCUGGAAGCCAUUAUUCGUGCCAAGGAUGCUGAUGCUUUGCAUGCCUUCAUAGAUGAAUUGACAGCAGAUCGAGAUGUACUAGAGGAAAUAAGGAUCAGGAAGACAGUAGAUGAAUGGAUUAAGAUAAUGAGCAUGGAAAUUCAGGAUGAAAUAGCAAGGAAGGACUACCUCAAGGCACAACAGACCGUCAAGACAUCCAGCAGAGAAGCAAAUGCAAAAUCUCAUUAUGAUCAAAGAAUUCCCCCCAAAAGAGUUUUGCCUACAGCAAAGCCGUCUCCAAAACUGCCAGAAAAACAGAGUUCUCUGAAAACAAGGUUGGAAGCACAAAAUGAAGAGUAUCUUUCUCAGGUUUAUGGCAGGCCAGUUUACCAAGGUCACAGAAGCACACUGAAGAAAUCUCCAUAUCUGCGCUUCAAUUCUCCACCUCCCAAAUCAAAACCUCCACGACCAAAAGUAAUAGAAAGUGUUAAAGGUACAAAAGUAAAAUCUACCAGGACACAGACCAGCCCCCAUCUGGACAAUAAAGUUAUCAAUCCUAAGAAGCCAGAAUUAGUAUCUGCUUUUCACCAGGAACUACAGUAUCUUUUCAGUCCAACGAAAGCGAUUCGUGAAGCAUCUGGUUCUCUUGAAGGUCAUCUCAUUCCAAUGGCAAUUCCAUUAGGGCAAAAACAGAUCAAUCUCAUCUCAUCUCAGCCUUCAGAAAUAAAUAUAGGUGAAUUCCAUCCUGUUACUGUGGCAACUUCUGUUCUUCCCCCUUCCUCUCCCUCAUCACCAAAGUCAAAAGUGAACAAGCCCAGUGUCACAAUAAUAGAAAUGAAGUCAGAGAAAAAGGAUCCUCCCAAACUAACUAUGCAGACACUACCUAAUAUUGAUAUUGACAGCGUCUCAAGUGACACUACAAAUGAAAACCAGGAGUCUUUACUACCUGGUCCUGCAAAGGCUACAAUACAGCCCACUUCAGAAGACAGCUUGCUUCAAGAUGAAGAGCUGAAACUUCCAGGUGCUAACUUUAUUGAUGCUACUGAUAUUACUCAGGAAGAAGGAGACGAUGACCGGAUGUCACAGUGCUCUGAACCAUUCCUACACUUUAGCAGACAAGGUGACAUCAGUUCUCCAAAAUAUAAUGGACCUCCAUUUCCACCAGUGGCUCCAGCACCCCAGGUUUCAGCCGAUAUUCUUGAUCAGAUAAUAGAAAAACAAGAGAUCUUGGAAAACAAAUUGAUUAGCUGGGUAGAACAAGAAGUAAUGGCACGAGUUAUCAGUGGAAUGUAUCCAUCUCAGAAAGAGGUGAUUCGCAAUUUAAGCUCAUCAGAGAGUGAAGAGAGCCAAGCAGUAUCCUCGGACAUUGUUGAAGCAGCAGGCACUAAAGGUUUUCAGCUAUUUGUUGAUGCUGGCGUCCCAGUAGAUUCUGAAAUGAUAAGGCAUUUUGUCAAUGAAGCUCUUGCUGAGAGAGUAGCUAUAAUGCUGGGCAACAGAGAAAGCGAAAAAGCUGCAUUGGCUCCAGUCGUUUCUUCCAGUGCGCCACAGUUGCCAGAAAAGGAAACCAUUUUAUCUACUCCAUCGGUCACACCUGCAUCCUCACCAUCUCAGUCACCACCACCUGUAAAAGAAUCCUUUACCGUAAAAACCCCAGAGUCCUCUAUGUCUGUUAACGAGAUGGAUGAAGAUGUGGGUGCAACAGGGUCUGAGGCAGUAGUUACCAGUCCGGUUCAUACACCUGUGGUUACCCCUACAGCAACACCCCUAGUAGCCUCACCAAGCCCUCCUGUAUCAGUCCGUACCCUGGACCCAGGAGUGAUGAAAGGACAAACCCCUCCCAAUGCAUGGGGCAAUACAGAACUUCCUUUGGAAGAAGAGAAGCCAAGUCCACAGAGCGAAGAAGAUUAUAAUCCAACAGCUAUUAUAAUGUCCGUGGGUAAGCAUGAAGAGCCAGAGAUUUUGGUACUGCCAACCUCUCCUGAGUUACCUAAGACCCACAGUCCACUUCCUGCAGAACCUAGAGCUCCAUCACCUUCUGUGGAAACAUCUAGUUCUGACCCUUCGGAAGAAAGCAGUCCAACCACUACAGAAACUGAGGCUCCGGACAGGCCCAUUUCUGAAGGAGAAAUUCUGUACAGCUAUGGUCAACUGCUAGCUGCAAAAGCUUUGGCAGAAGGUGGACUGUCUUUUCCAAACCUCAGCGAUAGUUUGGCCAGCACCCUUCACGAUGCCCAUGAGAUGGAUUAUGAUCCUCCCAGUGAGGGACAAGUGAUACGGAGACCCCACCGAGGACCCCAUCGAGAUCAAGUCCUUUCUCUCUUUUCAAAACUGAAUCAAGCUCCACUUACUUUGCCUGAAGAGAUUUGCCACUCAGAGGAUUCUGACAACAGUGCUGGGGAACUUAGUGAGGGUCAAAGACCAAGGCUAACAAAAGCUGCUGAAAGUAUCCUGAUGGGACACUCUGUUUACAUGGGCCAGACUACCAGCCACAUUUCUAAAGAAUUAACUCAACAGAUGCCAUCAUCAGGACAAUGUGACAAUGUUGCAGGAGAUAGUCCUGGUGUUCCUGAUGUUACUCACGGGCCAAUGAGCAUAGCUGAACUUGCUCAUGACUCUCUAGGGGCAUAUGGAAACACCAAGCUGACACCUCAGUUGGAUGACUCAUUGCAGACAACGCCCCAAGACGCUUUCCAGGAAAUACCAGUGAAUUCCAGAAUCAUCUGUGUAAAACCAAAAUCCGAACAUACACAGCAGAAAGGGACAGAAGUCAUACCCCAUUUAAGCCCCCUUCCUGCACCAGGUAAAGUAUCAGUGAAGGUGCCAUCUGCUGAUAUAGAGGACAAAUCUCUGAGCUUCAGUUCAGUUCAUGGGAGUUCAGAUUCUUCUGGGGCAGACACAUUUUGAAAUGUGCAGGCUUAUUCAUGCAUACAGGUAUUUUGGGGAGAGGAUGUUGACAGGUAUUUGUCUGAAAAUAAUGUAACACGCUAACGUUUGGUGCAGAAAUGUCGCUAGCCAUAUUGUAAAAAAAUGAUUUGCCUUUUAUCAUCAGGAACUUUAUAGACUGUAUAUAUAUAUGUAUAUAUAAAUAUCUGUGCAUAUGUGUUGAUAAAAUAUGUACAUUUUU
Molecule: messenger RNA, 4446 nt
Organism: Thamnophis sirtalis
Lineage: Eukaryota; Metazoa; Chordata; Lepidosauria; Squamata; Natricidae
Source: RefSeq, a predicted model, not a curated record